UGAGCAUCCAUCUCUGUAACUGGUGAUGAUUUAGAAACUCAGACAGACAAUGCUUCUUUGAUUUAGAAAAUUCGCACAAUGUUUUGAGGUUGAAUAAUUAAUGAGUCAUGUGAUAAUUCUAAAGUCCCCAAAUAUUCUUACCUUCAAAUACCAAAUCCUCAACAAACAUGUAUUAACAUAUUUCAAUCAAAAUAAUCAACAAACCUAAGUAUAAAAAUUGAAGCUGUUGUUGGUUAUCAUCGGCGGUUCUAGUUGCCGAAGAUUGGGAAGCUUCACCGGAAUAAUCGACGGCGACGAACGGGCGAUGAUACGAAGCUGGAUUGAAAUAGAGAAGCCUCACAUCCUCAAACUAUGGCGAACUGGGCAGAGUUGCCCAUCGAUCUGAUUACUGAGAUUGCAAAGCGUGUUAAAGUGAUUGAAGAUUUCAUUGCUUUUGGUGCCGUUUGUACCUCAUGGCGAACUGCUGCCCCAAAGCUUAAUUUUGAUGUGCUUUCGCCCCAAGUCCCAUUGCUUUUGUUAGGUGCCAAAGAUGACGAUUAUCGAGAAUUUUACUCUCUUUCCAAGAAGAAACUUUCACUCAUAUAUCUCCCGGAAGCUAGAGGACAAGAGUGUUUACCAUCCGAGGGAUGGCUUUGCACCGUGGCAAAUAAUACGGGGGAGAUGAACUUGUUGCAUCCUUUCUCUCGAAUCAAAACACAGCUUCCCUCCCGAAAAGACUUACUGUCUUUUCAUGGUUUCGAUUAUCUCGAAAGACAACGUGAAGGGAAACGUUGGCACUGCAUAGACAAAGCUAUCUUAUCUGCAAAUCCAUCUCUUACAUCAGAUUAUGCGUUGUUGGUGCACUAUUAUGCAGGAGGUUCUUGUUUGGCUUUUUGGCGACCCAGAGAUCUUAAUUGGACGGAGAUUGAUGUUGUUACUGAUGGUGGAGUCUGCAAUAUGAUUUUUUGUAAGGGCCAAUUUUAUUCCGUGAGUUACCGUGGGGAAGUAUGGGUUUAUGAUAUUGCAGGGCCUAGCAUUGCUCAACCAAGUGUACAAACACGCUUGCUUGCUGAGCUUGAAGAUGAUAUGUUUAAGCUGCCUUCAGUUCAGUUCUACCUAGUUGAGUUAUCUGGUGCAUUAUUACUUGUUACUCGAUAUGUCAUUUUAGUUGUAUGUGUCUUAUCUAAAGGUUGGAGGCUGAAGCAGGUUUAAUCCCAGGUUCAAUAGUAAACAAGUUAGUAAAUUUCAGCUAUUGUGCACACACUUAUAUCCCACUUAAGAAGGACCAUUUUCUAGCAAUAUACCUGUAAAAUAUUUUGCUUGAUAAUUUCAUAUGCUGAUGUUACGUACGGUGCUCGAGAUCAGAAGAUGUUAUACUUGCAUCUGUUACAUUGGCAAAGCUGAUCAAUAAGAAUUAUGUAUAUGUUAAUAUUUGCUUUA
Molecule: messenger RNA, 1419 nt
Organism: Nicotiana tabacum (common tobacco)
Lineage: Eukaryota; Viridiplantae; Streptophyta; Magnoliopsida; Solanales; Solanaceae
Product: F-box protein At2g17036-like
Molecular function (GO): protein binding
Source: RefSeq, a predicted model, not a curated record